Molecule: messenger RNA, 1647 nt
Organism: Armigeres subalbatus
Lineage: Eukaryota; Metazoa; Arthropoda; Insecta; Diptera; Culicidae
Exons: 2
Coding region: 208-1647 (479 amino acids)
Source: RefSeq, a predicted model, not a curated record
AUUCUUAAUUACUAAUUGAAAACACUAUUUACAGAAUAAAACUUAAACAGCUAUAAUUUGUUUCUAAAUUUGUUCCUUAAAUUGAUUAAUAGUACCUAGUACGAGACCAAUUCUUUGAGCUUUCAACACCGGGAACAUUGGUGAAGUGGCUUCAAGGAACUCCGAAAAGUUUCAACCGGAACAUCCUCAAAGAAUUGUGGCAUCAAUAUGCAGAAAGCAAUCACACGUCAGACCCGAUCGCAAACUCGAGCCACCCAAGGUGAUGGAAACAGUAGUUCUCAACCUCCCUGUGGCGGUGAACAAGUGCACAACAACAGUGAACAACCAUUUGAGCCCUCGCUGAAUGACAUCGAGCACGGUGAUGACUACGAAUGUGUAGAAUGUAAGCGGCCCAACAACGCGGAGUUGUACAUGGUACAGUGCGGACAUUGCAAGCACUGGUACCAUUUCUCGUGCGCGAAAGUGGAUGCAGCUACAGUGCGUUCGAACGAAUUUACCUGUGCAAAAUGUUCACCGAAAGUGCCACCACCCGCCGCUAGUUCCACGACCGGGCGAAUUAGCAUUUCAAGCUCACGGAGAGCACAAAUCGCUCGGGAUCUCCAAUUGCUGGAGGACGAACGACACCUACGGGAAAAUGUGGAAUUGGAAAGGCUUCAGCAGGAGAAAAUGCUUGUUGAAAAGGCGAUGAAAGAGAAGCUUGCUCGAGAAAAGGAGUACUUGGCCCGGAAGCAUGAGUUGCUUCGCCAGCAGGACGAAGAUGCUGGGAGCACUCUAAGCAGUCGCAGCAGUCAUGCAAGCAGUCGAAAUAAAGUGGAAGCCUGGUUCAAGUAUCAGCUGACCGCAGAUUCGAUCGCUAAUGGGACAAACCUAGAAGAUCCACCAGUAAAACCGUCAGUUCCCGAUGGAUCGUCAACUCCAAUGAACAUCAGCCAAGUCAACGACGUUGUCUGUACGCAAGCGCUACCUGGCGUCAAUAGAGAUGUUACCUCAGCUUCCCGCACUAUCGAUAGCGUUUCCAUCGAGGAAAGUCCGGGGAUCGAUGUUGAGGUACAUCGACAGGCCGGUCAACAGCAGCAACCCGCGACAACGCAAGCUAGUCUACCGAAGCUACCAUUGGUGGACAUCCAACCAUUUGUCAAAUUUCUUGACGAAGCUAUUCCUACCAGUUCCGAGAUCGCCCUGAUUUCAAAGCCUUUGAAUACAGGUGCGCUCCCAAAGCUCGUUCCUAAACUGAUAGGAAGUUCUCGCCCUUACGCGCUGUGGCAACGCGAAACGAACGAGGUGCGGAGGAAGCAUUUCAGUGAGCAACAACACUCAGAAGAGCUACAGCGUCGGGACCAACGCGAACAGGAGCUGCUAUCUCUCUUGAAACGUGCAGAAGAACAGCGCGAGCAGGAUAUACAACGGGUGUUGGAAAUCGAAGCUACUCUGAGAAAGCGAAUGGACGUCGAGAAACAGCAACAAAAAGAGAGCGAUAUGAGAAGGGAACGCGAAAUGGACCUGGUCAACAGACUGAAGCUACUCGAGCACCGAUGCGCGCAGGAACAAGCGAUGCGCGUAGAGGAAAAGCAGAAAUUUCUGUCCAAGGAGCAACGUCAUUGUGCCUGCAGAGCGGACAACAUCCAGCAGCAUAUCAGCGUGGCAUAG